Messenger RNA from Triticum dicoccoides, 2815 nucleotides. Its product is annotated as protein JINGUBANG-like. The transcript has a single exon. Gene Ontology annotation, molecular function: protein binding. The coding region runs from base 170 to 1591 and encodes 473 amino acids. The record is from RefSeq and is a predicted model, not a curated record. Lineage: Eukaryota; Viridiplantae; Streptophyta; Magnoliopsida; Poales; Poaceae.
CAACCAAAGCUUCUUCUCCUCCUCCCUUUCGGUCUCGGCUUUCCUCCCGACGCAGGUCAUUCCAUAUUCGGAUCCCGUCCCCGCCUUUAAAAGGACCCCGCCGCCCGCGCAGCUAGAGUAAACCCAGCAGCUGAUCCAUCGUCUGCUCUGUGAGUUGUGGCAUCGAUCCAUGGGUAACCACCAGAAGCUCCUCAACUUCCUCCGGCCGGACCCUGCGGUGGCCGCAUGCUCGCCGAGGUCCUUCUCCUCCUCCUCCGCCUCUGUGUCGGACGAUGACGGGUACAGCUGCUCGUCCUACCCGACGACGGACGGGGACGCCUCGCCGUCGCGCUACGGCGGCUCCUCGACCCCGCCCACGCCCAAGUCGCCGUGGGCGCACCUCCCGGGCCUCGGCGCCGGGGGUGCCGUUGCGGAACCUGGAGCCACGGGCCUCAUCGCGUCGCUGGUCAAGGAGGACGGCCACGUCUACUCGCUGGCGGCGACCGGGGACGUUCUUUACACCGGAACCGACUCCCGGAACGUGCGCGUGUGGCGAGACCAGCGCGAGCUCGCCGGGUUCAGGACCGCCAGCGGCCUCGUCAAGGCCAUCGUCGUCGCGGACGACGGCCGCAUCUUCACCGGCCACCAGGACGGCAAGGUGCGCGUGUGGCGCGCCGACGCGGACAACCCCGCCGUGCACCGCCAGGUGGGCUCGCUCCCGAAGCUCAAGGACUACCUCAAGAGCGCCGUCAACCCCACCAGCUACGUCGAGACGCAGCGCAAGGGGCGCCAGCGCGCGGUGUGGCUUCGGCACUCCGACGCCGUGUCCGCCCUCAGCCUUGACGAGGGCGCCGGGCUGCUCUACUCGGCCUCGUGGGACAGGACCUUCAAGGUGUGGCGCGUGUCGGACUCCAAGUACCUCGAGUCCGUCAGCGCGCACGACGACGCCGUCAACACUGUGGCCGCCGCCGGGUUCGACAGCGUCGUGUUCACCGGGUCGGCCGACGGCACCGUUAAGGUGUGGCGGCGGGAGAUGGCCGCGAAGGGCGACGCCACGAAGCAUGUCCUCGAGAAGGUGCUCAGGAAGGGCGAGAGCGCGGUCACCGCGAUCGCGGUGUCGCCCGAGGACCGCGUCGUGUACGUGGGCUCGUCGGACGGGCUGGUCACCUACUGGUACUGGGUCGACGGCGAGGCAAGAUACGGCGGCGUGCUCAAGGGCCAUAAGAUGGCGGUGAUGUGCCUUGCGGUGGCCGGCAACGUCGUCGUGAGCGGCUCGGCUGACCGGACCCUCUGUGUGUGGCGUCGCGACGGGGCAGAGCACGUCAGUCUUAGCGUGCUGACCGGACACACUGGACCCGUAAAGUGCGUCGCCAUGGACGAGGAGGCGGCCGCCGGUUCGGGCGGGGUUCGGCGGUUCAUGGUGUACAGCGGGAGCCUCGACGGGUCCGUCAAGGUCUGGCGCCUGUCGGACGCACAAGCGCCAGCGCCCGUGACGGAGCGCACCGCAGCACCGUCGCAGGCGUGGAGCGGCCGGCCGGCUCCGGCGACGUACGCGGAGGCGUGGGCGCCGUACCAGGCGACGGCGGAGCCGAAGCGCGUGGCAGCGGCGUGAAGGCGAAGCAAUCGUGCUCGUACGUGCGCGCAUGGAAGGAAACAAUGUGGUGGCCACACGUGUACCCGAGCAGAUCGUACUAGAGAGUGUACAUAUACGUAGAACGAGUACGAGUUGUGCGUGUAUUUUGAGGUGGGAAAUCAGAUUGUGUAGUUGACGGAGAGAAAUGGGCGGUGGGUUGAGAGUGAGAGGUCACGGGCCACUUCAAAUUCGGUGGAUCGAGAGAUCGAGAGUGAGAGGGAAAUAAGCUUGGGUUUCAAGAGAUCGAGAGAUCCAGAAGAUCUGUGCUGCGAAAAGAGAGGGUGGCUUGGGUUUCAGAAGCUUUCAACCAAGCACUCUUGGCGAAACAAGCUUGGCGUGUCCUUCAAGUGCCCUCUUCUUAGUGUACCAGGGUUCUCAAGGCUCGAUAUUUCAGCGAGGGUGGGAUCAUGAAUGCAACUUGCCCGGCUGGAGGAUCGUAUACAUUCUGUAGCAUUUUACAUGGCCGCGAUUUGCUACGAGCAGGACUGGUCUGGCGAAUUGGGGAUGGUACGAAAAUCAAUAUCCAUCAUGAUCAGUGGAUUCCCCGGAGUGGCAGUUUGUCACCACUGGGUGCGGACUUUGUCCCGGGGGUGACUAAAGUGCAGCAUCUUCUUGAUCGGUCUGGUUUCAGGUGGGACGAGCACAAAGUUGAGGUGAUGUUCUCUGAAGAUGAUGUGAAGGACAUUUACAGAUUGCAGUUGGCGGGCCUAGUGUAGAUGACUUUCAGGCAUGGAAUUACAGAAGGAGCGGUCAGUUCACUGUCAGGUCCGCCUAUCGUCUGUGCAUGACGAUGAAAAAGAUCAAGACUGGUAGGGUGGAGUCCUCCUCUUCGGUCUCUAAUCAUAAGAGCUGGCUGGCUCUUUGAGACACACCAGCGUCGAGGAAAGUCAAGAUUCACAUGUGGAGACUUCUUAAGAAUGGCCAAGCUGUUGGACAUGAAUUUCAGAGACUAACGAUUUAAAGCUGGAGUAUUAUGUACAGUAUGUGGACGAGAUGAAACUAUUUAUGACAGGUUUUCGGGCUGCCCUCAUUCAGUUCUAUUCUAGAAAAAGUUGCGCUCGGAAAAGGGAAUUGUGGUGGCGAUCCCACCAUGUCAGCUUCAUUCCCAGGGCGCGCUAGCAAGGUGGCUGUUGGACUGGCUUGUUGAAGCACAAGAGGAGGAGCGGUCGAUGAUGGUUCAAGCGGUUUACGCUCUGUGGUUAG